CCUGCAGCCAGACCAUCGGCCCCAUCCGUGUCCGGCCCCCCCAGCAGGGCAGAGCCGGGUUCCUCAGUGAAUUUCACCUGCACGUCAGGAGGAUUCUCCCCCAGAGACAUCGCUGUGACCUGGCUCAAAAAUGGGGAUAAACUCCCAGCCCCCCAGCCCCGGGUUCUCCCUGCACACGAGAGCGUCUCCUUCAGCGUGUCCAGCACCGUGGGGGUGAACCUGACCGCAGGAGACGCCUGCUCCCAGCUCACCUGUCAGAUAGAGCACAGCACCUUACCGGCUCCCCUGCGUGUGACUUACAACCUCAGCGAUGCCCUGCGAGUUCCCCCCAGGCUGCGAGUGGGCACUGCCCCAGCGGCGCCUGUCGCACUGAACGAGUCUGUGACGUUCACCUGCCACGCGGAGGGGUUUUACCCGAAGGACGCGAGUCUCACCUGGCUGGAGAACGGAAAUGAGACGAAUCUGGGAAAACCCUCCCCCCUGGCUGAGAAUCCAGACGGGACGUACACGCUCCAGAGCUCCCUGGAGGUCAACGCAACCAAGCAGAGGAAUCAGUCCGUGUUCACCUGUCGGGCUGUGCACGAUUCCCAGCCCCCUGUGAAUGCCAGCAUGACACUGAGACUCUCCCAGCCAUCUCCUGAGCCAGGCAAAGAUCCCACUUCAUCCGAUGCAGGUAAAUGUGCAGUCGAACCCCACCCCCCUGCACUGCUGGGAAAUGCCAGGUCUGUUCUGCGGAACCCAGGGGCCAUUUCAGCCCAUCUCCGCCAGGGGAGCCCCUCAGUGUAACAGCCACUCUUUUAUUCCAGGAUUAUCGCUCGGCUCUGCUCUCCUGGGGCCCAUGGGUGGAGGGGGAAGGU
Molecule: messenger RNA, 857 nt
Organism: Chrysemys picta bellii (western painted turtle)
Lineage: Eukaryota; Metazoa; Chordata; Testudines; Emydidae
Source: RefSeq, a predicted model, not a curated record